AAUCCAAAGAUUGGCCGUCUGAAUUUGUUUUCCAGCUAUAAGAAGAAGGAUGGAGACCUGGCUUUGGCUCAGGCUCGAAUCAAGGAACUGGAAGCGCAAUACAACAAGAAAGAGGCGGCUCUCAACACGGCCCUCAGCGAGAACAACUCCCUCUCCGCCGAACUCGCCGACCUGAAGGCUCAGCUGGCCAAAGCUGAAGAUGCUCACGGCGUGGCCAAGAAACAGCUGGAGGCGGAGACGCUAAUGAGGGUGGAUCUGGAAAACCGCUGCCAGAGUCUGACGGAGGAGCUGGAGUUCAGGAAGAGCAUGUUUGAGGAGGAGGUGCGUGAGACUCGCCAGCGUCGUGAGAAGCGCAUGGUGGAGGUGGACUCGGGCAUACAGCAUGACUACGAGUUCAAGCUGGCGCAGGCGCUGCAGGAUCUGCGCAGACAGCACGAGGAGCAAGUGCAGAUCUACAAGGACGAGCUGCAGCAGACCUUCAAGGCCAAACUGGAUAACGCCAAGGUUUCGUCUGACAUGAACGAUAAGGCAGUGCUCACCGCCCGCGAGGAGCUCCAGGAAGCUCACAUGAGGAUCGAGGGCCUGAGCUAUCAGCUCAGCGCCCUGCAGAAACAGGCGUCUGCCGCAGAGGAGCGCAUCCGCGAGCUGGAGGACAUGCUAUCCAGCGACCGGGAUAAGUACCGCCGACAGCUGGACGCCAAAGAGCGCGAGAUGGCCGAGAUGAGGGAGUGCAUGCAGCAGCAGCUCAACGAGUACCAGGAGCUGCUGGACGUCAAACUGGCCCUGGACAUGGAGAUCAACGCCUACAGGAAGCUGCUGGAGGGCGAGGAGGACAGGCUGAAGUUGUCUCCCAGCCCAUCCUCACGGGUCACGGUGUCCCGCACCACAGCGAGCAGCACUUCUACGUCUUCACGUAGCUCCCGCGCCAAGAGAAAGCGCGUGGAGCUGGAGGAAGCAUCCACCGCUGCUCCCAAAGUCCAGAUCAGCCAGGAGGCCGAAGCGACGGGAAGCGUCAGUAUCGAGGAAAUCGACCUGGAGGGGAAAUCAGUGACCCUCAGAAACAACUCUGACAAGGAUCAAUCUCUGGGCAGCUGGCGACUAAAGAGACAAAUUGGCGAUGGAGAGGAAAUCACCUAUAAAUUCAGUCCCAAGUUUGUCCUGAAGGCAGGCCAGACAGUAAAUGUGUGGAGCGCCGACGCCGGCGUGUCCCACAGUCCUCCUUCAGACCUGCUGUGGAAGAGCCAGAGCUCUUGGGGCACCGGAGAAAAUAUCCUCACCUUACUGGUCAAUUCAAGCGGAGAGGAAGUGGCGAAGCGAACCGUCACGAAAAGCAUGAUAGAAAUGGAGAAUGGUGAUGAUGAGGAGGGAGACUUUGGAGACGAAGAUCUCUUCCAUCAGCAGGGCGAUCCAAAGAUCCGAUCCAGAGAAUGUGCCGUCAUGUGAUGGAGCCACGCAUCUUUAGUAUUUUCCUCCCCACAAUUCAGUCUAGUUUUGUAGAGCCACUACUUUUGUAUUCUUCGAAUCAUGAGUUCAUAACACCCCUCCCUCGACCCUUUAUUUGUACGGACCUCAUUUGUAAAGCCAGUUAAUCUUGAGCUGUGGCAAACAAUGCUGUUUUUCAAUGAAUAGUCUUUCCAGACGGCCACUGUAGAAG
Sinocyclocheilus grahami is the source of this 1654-nucleotide messenger RNA. Its product is annotated as lamin-B2-like. The transcript is spliced from 10 exons. Gene Ontology annotation, cellular component: nuclear lamina; nuclear envelope. NCBI's taxonomy places the organism in Eukaryota, Metazoa, Chordata, Actinopteri, Cypriniformes, Cyprinidae. Gene Ontology annotation, molecular function: structural constituent of cytoskeleton. The record is from RefSeq and is a predicted model, not a curated record. The annotation marks the transcript as partial. Gene Ontology annotation, biological process: heterochromatin formation; nuclear pore localization; nuclear envelope organization.